AUGAAGGCAUUCUUCAACAGCAUGAGAGGACACCCGACGGGCGGCCACGACUAUGUUACAGUCGCACACGGCAAGGACAGGUAUCACUUCGAGUUCCCUGAUGACUCCAUCGAUCAAGGCGAGGUCACUGUCGCGCAGGUGAAGAGAAAGUGUGCGGAAGCGAGUGGGUGUGAUCUGGACCGGAUCAACCUGCUAUUUGGUGGAACAUCACUUAAAAAGCCAGAUGCCACCCUCGCUCAGGCAAACAUCAGAAGUGGAUCAAAGAUUCUCAUGAUGGCCUCAAAGGUGCGCAAUACAUUUCCUCUUCGCGAACGCCCGCUGAUAAAUGGUGAACAGGCUACACCACAAGCACCCCCCAAAGCCCCCACACCAACCCCUAAAGCCGUCCCACCCACCCCAAAAACGCCCUCCGAACAAAUAGACCACUACCUCAACGAAACCAACACCCUCUACCUCCCCGCCAUCAAUGCAUUCUGCUCCAACCCCCCUUCCGACGAAAAAAAGCGCAAAGACACGCACCUUCGGCUCUCCGAGACAAUUCUUGGACGGCUUCUUAUGUUCGAUGGGAUUGAUGUUAGUGAGGAUGGGACGGGGGCGUUGAGGCAGAAGAGGAAGGAUGCGGUGAAGUAUACGCAGGGGUUGUUGGAUCGGUUGGAUAGGGCGGUGAAGGGGAAGAAGGAGAGCGAAGGAGGGGAGGUGGAUGGGACGGAGACGCAGGCAUGA
This is a messenger RNA of Saitoella complicata NRRL Y-17804, 723 nucleotides long. RefSeq lists its product as uncharacterized. Gene Ontology annotation, molecular function: protein-folding chaperone binding. The transcript has 2 exons. The record is from RefSeq and is a predicted model, not a curated record. The coding region runs from base 1 to 723 and encodes 240 amino acids. Lineage: Eukaryota; Fungi; Ascomycota; Saitoellomycetes; Saitoellales; Saitoellaceae.